Molecule: messenger RNA, 3936 nt
Organism: Plutella xylostella (diamondback moth)
Lineage: Eukaryota; Metazoa; Arthropoda; Insecta; Lepidoptera; Plutellidae
Gene: Mondo
Product: MLX interacting protein mondo
Biological process (GO): regulation of transcription by RNA polymerase II
Cellular component (GO): nucleus
Molecular function (GO): protein dimerization activity; DNA-binding transcription factor activity, RNA polymerase II-specific; RNA polymerase II cis-regulatory region sequence-specific DNA binding
Source: RefSeq, a predicted model, not a curated record
UACAAACUACUAGAGUAUUAUCCCUGUAACAAUAAAUCUAAAGACAAAGGAGCAAGCUUUAACUGUAUAAUUAAUUUACAUGAGCAAACACAACUAAUACAUUUAAUCAAUUUGUCCAAUCCUCCUCUAACAUAAGAUAUUAUAAUACAUCUAAUUAAUGAACCUCUUUAUCUAAAAUGCUUAUCUUAAUUCUGCUUUAUUAGAUGAAGUCAUAAAGUUAUUAAAUCAUAAACUUGUUGUAAGUGUAGAAUUUCCUUAACCAUUAUUAUUUCCUACCCAACACCUGUUACCAUGUGUAGAACCUAUAAUAAUAUAUCUCAUAUUGGAUAUGUUUGUGAUUUCCUAGCUAGCUUAGAACUCUGUUCAUCUUGAAAAGAGCUACCAUUUUCUAAAAUAUCAAUUCCUCUAAAUAGUCCGUUUUUGCGUAAUGUGUAUUACAAUAAAUAUUUAAGUAGAUCUUGUUUCAGGCACAAUGUGGGUGUUAAUUUACCUAGCUACAUGAUAUUGGUAGCAGAUAAGAUAGCCCCGUGUCUUAUCAACAUUUUAUUUGAAAUAGGCUUAAGACCACUUAUUGAUAGCGGAGUUGAUAACUCGCUCAGUAUUUGUCUGGCAACUAAGCUUCACAUAGGAGAACCUACCAAUUCUUUUAACAAAAAAAGUUUUUUACUUUGUUUUUUUCAAGAAUGUCUACUAUAAUUUAUCACCCUGAAACAAUGUUUCUAAUUCAGUGCAAGACUUUUGUAGUUAAUGUAGUAAAUCCCAUGAGUUUAUUUGUUAUUCUGAUUAAUUUGUGACAGGUUGCACAAGGGUAGCUUUUGGUAUCAAGCUCCGGUGGAAGGACAAGAUCAGACUGAACAAUGUUAUCUGGAGGUGCUGGCACAUGCAGUUCAUAAAGAAACAGAACACGCUGGUUUGCCAGUUCGCAUCCCCGCUGGAUGUGGAUACCCACGUGAAGCCAGAGACGACAAUACUUGAAGGAAAAUAUUGGAAAAGAAGAGCAGAAGCAGUCAUAGCAGAAUAUAAAAAAUGGCGGAUGUUUCAUAUAAUGCGGCUCUUUGGCAAGGGCGACACCUCUGUCCAGGAUACUAUCUCGGACAUGGACACGGUGGAGUCCCUGUCGCAGUGCGGCGAGCUGGCGGGCGGCAUGCUCACGGACGAGGACUACCUCAGCUUCAUGAGUGACACGCUGUUCUCCACCAUCUCCAGCCACCAGCCCUUCGCCUUCCCUGACCCGAGGGAGAUCGCAAGAGGAGCUAGUUUGGCGGACUUCAUCCAGCCGAGCCUGGGCCCGCUGCAACCCAACCUCGACGAUUUUAUGGACACAUUGGAACCUCUGCACGACAUUCUCUCGUCGCACCACCGCCUGCCGCCGGUGCCUGAGGAGCCGACGAUCAGCGCUGAAGAGACGCUGUACAGGAGCGGUAUCACUGACUCGUAUAGUCAGGGAUACACCGUCGCCGCUAAUACAAAUUCUAACGCACUCACCAUGCCAACCAGCCAGAUGUCUAUUCAUGGUACUAACACCAACACGCAAAUGAUGCCUUCGAUGGCGUCGCCGUCGAUCAAGAACGAGCGUAUGCAGAUGUACGACAGCGGGCGGCUUUACGUCCAGACCGACAUGCAAACAAACAUGCAGACAAACAUGAUGGCGCAGGAAGUGUCGCCGUCGUAUGCGCCGGCGCACUACGAGCCGGCCGCGGGGGACGCGGGGUACGGGGGGAAGCGCAUGCACUACGCACAGAACACGAGCAAGAUCGUGCAGCCGCAAGAGAAUACGGGGUACACCAAGUAUAGUGCAGCAGGUAUACCGCCGUCGCAGACAGCACCAGAGACUGUCUCACUGCUACAGCAGCCUGUCCAAAACCCGAAAUACGCUUCCACCAUGGUGAUCCAGGGGCGGCCAUCCUACUCACGAGAGAAGCCGCGGGCCCGCAUCAACCAGUACCCGAGUCCUGUGGUCAACAACCACUACGGGUCGUAUUCGAACCAGGCGCCCGCUCCGUAUGAGGCGAGGCAGUACCUGGCGCCCGCGCCGGCUAAACAGAGCAAUCGUGCCUUCAAGAUGCCGUCGCCGCCGCUGGCCCCGGCUUCGCAGCAGGUAUCAGGCAGCAGUCGAGUGAAUGCCGGCGUCCAGAGUAAGGAGAGCUAUCGGUCGAAUAGCCUUCCAUUGGGGGCAGCGCUCAACACUGAUUGGUCGAUAUCAGCGCCGGCGGAGGCCACGCCGCGGCAACAUGCGCCCAGGGCGCGCGAGACCACCCCAGGCGCCAUCCGGCUCCGCUCCCGCUCUACCUCGUCUCAGGGCGAGGGAGGCGCGGGGGGGAGGCGCCCGCCCCCGCUCAACAGCGUGGCCAGCGAGCCCGCGCUGCCGCAGGCCAGCGUCAUGCUGGCGCAGCUGCUGUCGCAGCAACACUCUCAAAGCGUGUACAAGAUGAGCAGCGCCGGCGAGGAGGCCGGGGUCAGUGACCCCACGCGGUCGCCGGCGGCGCGCGCGCAGCCCUCGCCCAUCGGCAGCGACAUCAUGUCGCCCAUUUGCAUGGACGCCCUCGGCUCGCCGUCCACGUCGCCGCCGCCGUCGCCCGGCUCCCCGCGCGAGCCGCGACGCACGCACCUGCACGCCGAGCAGAAGAGACGAUACAACAUCAAGAACGGCUUCGACACGCUACAGUCGCUGAUACCGCAUCUUAACAACAAUCCUGCUGCUAAGGUGAGCAAGGCGGCGAUGCUACAGAAAGGCGCCGAGUACAUCAAACAACUGAAGGCCGAGCGGAACCAAAUCAAAGAGGAGAUGGAAAGCCUCCGACAACAAAUCGAAUGUUUAAACAAUUCUAUUUCCAACUGCCAUUCUCUGCUGCCGGCGACGGGCGCGCCGGUGUCGCGCGCGCGCGCCGGCCGCCUGCGCGAAAUGUUCGCCAGACACGUCGCCAACCGGACGCUGCACAACUGGAAGUAUUGGCUCUUCAGCGUGGUGGCGGCGGCGCUGCAGCAGUCGUUCAGCGCGUGCGUGUCGUGCGGCAGCGGCGCGGACCUGGUCCGGACCACGCUGCUGUGGGCCGAGCAGCACUGCUCGCUCGUCGAGAUGAGGCCCGCGGUGCUGAACUCGCUGCGAGUGCUGUGCACGUCCACGGAGAUCCUCACGAACCCGGAGCGGCUGCCCGAGGAGGCGCGCGCCGCCGCCGCCGCCGCCUCCUCCGUCAAGAGCGAACCCACCUAGCGUCGCCACCGGGGAAACUACAUGCAGACUCGUCCAGCCCGAUUGUAGCACUGUCGGUAAAGCAGUGCUGAGAAGUUAUGCAGCUGCUCACUAGAUGUCGCUAGAGGGGUUUUUGAUAACAUUGUAGGAAACGGAAAGCUUGAGUUUUUGGUUACAAUAUGGAUGGAGAAUGGAAAUUAUAACUUUGUAAAAUAUAGCAUGAGUCCUUGACAGAUUAUUAUGCCUGGCAUAUAAAGAAAGUUUUGCCUUGUAAAAUAAAAAGGUAUGUAAAAUUUCUUGAUUUGACAUCUUUUUGACUAUAUGUUACAAAGUAUUAGAACUUGUGUUUUUGUAGGUAAUUAGGAAAGAAACAAUUCAUAUGAAUUAAUUAUUUUAAAUUUCCGUUUCCUACUAUUUAUGGCCACAAACUGGGGACAUCUGGUGAGCGUAAUUACAUUAGUUUGAUUGAACAGCAAGGUUACUGACCCACGGUUGUUGAGCGAUGACUUGUAUUUGCUUACUUGCUACUUUUAGGAAAGUAGUAUUAAAAAAAAUAUUGCCAAUAGUGCCUUUUAGUAGUUGAAAAGAAAAUGGAUUUUUCGAUUUUUUAGAUUGAAACUUAAAGUAUGUCACAGUCAUCGCUCAAAAUUUCGUACUUCCCUCCGAUCACACCAAGCCAUGCAACCGUCAGGGGCCAUAUCCUAAUAUUACACGUACGAUUCAAAGUAUAUGUUACAGCACAUAUU